Messenger RNA from Microdochium trichocladiopsis, 2915 nucleotides. Its product is annotated as Sec34-like family-domain-containing protein. The transcript has 4 exons. Gene Ontology annotation, cellular component: membrane; COG complex; cis-Golgi network. The record is from RefSeq and is a predicted model, not a curated record. NCBI's taxonomy places the organism in Eukaryota, Fungi, Ascomycota, Sordariomycetes, Xylariales, Microdochiaceae. Gene Ontology annotation, biological process: intra-Golgi vesicle-mediated transport; Golgi organization; autophagy. The coding region runs from base 250 to 2565 and encodes 771 amino acids.
CAAGAACUCACCCAGACGAAUCGAAGGUGGCAUUCCUGGAUCUGUCCCCACUGUAACCCGCUGGGCCACCCCAGCAGACUGGGGGCACUUGUCACGCUCCCACAUGCAGGUCGCUCGCGGGUCCCAGGCGACAGCGUGGGAGCCUCCAAUCUGUCCAUUCAAAGAUGCUCUAGCUCCAGGCACAACGCAAACCCUCCGUCCCGGCCGCCCAUUGACCACAAGGGACCCAUGCAGUAACCGCUCUCGACCAUGUACGAAGACUCUUGGUACGCCUUCGUGCCAGACCACGUCAACAAGCGCAGCAUUGCGGCCCCUCAACCCAGCGGCCACCGCAGGAGGGAGUCUCUUCUGCAACAGCCAAACGGCACCAAGCAAUUCGAAGCCGAACCGCUCCCCGAGCUAUUCGAAGAUGUCGAAACCAACAAUGACCCCCCGGAGCCCACAUUGACACGCCGGGCGAAAUCGUACAGCGACUUCUAUCACGUCGUUCGCGCCCAGCUCUCGCGCGACGCCACGGCUGCUAGGAAGAAGCGCAGGCGCCACAAGGACAGGAUCGCGGAGGCGCUCGUGCUUGCCAAGCCCGAAGACUCUGUCGACAGGAGAGAGCCCUAUCGCUUCCGCACCACUGGCGACGAACUGCUCGAAGCUAGUCAGCACGAAUACCUCCUGUAUGGACAGCAGCUGGAGGUCACGGAACGGCACUUGGGCUCGCUGAUUGGGGCUGCCAAUGGCGCUUUGGAUCUGUUGACCUCCCUGGGCGAUUCCUUCAGGGCAGUGGAGCUGCAGACAACCACUUUCCAGGCUCAAUGUGACGACCUGGUCGCCGAAGAGAAGCGUCUCCAGGUAUUGGCAGAUGAGGUGGGCACUGAUCUGCACUACUAUGCGUAUCUUGAUGGUGUCACUAGGAGGCUUAAUGCCCCCGGUGCUAGCCGUCUCGUUGACCAUGAGAACUUUGGGGAGAUUCUCACAAACCUGGACGCCUGCAUAAACUUCAUGGCUGUACACCCUACAUAUCGUGACGCGGAAUCGUACCUUGCAAGAUAUCAAGCCUUGUUGACCAAGGCAUUGCACCUGGUGGAAAUUGGUUUGACUAAUCACCUCAACCGGGUGUCCGCAGAGAUCGGCAAGCAAAUCACGUCGACAACAUCCGAUGCCGCACGGCAUGCUCUGGCGUAUGGCCGUUACCAGGACAUGAUACUGGAAGCCGACGGGUUGAUUGCAAACGUGCAAAGAGUCAUUGGCUACUGCUAUGAUUCUGCUGGUCACGCCAAGAAUACUCGAAACUUCGACUCCUGCUCCGAUACCGCCACCAAUCUGUUUGCCGUGUAUCUCGACAUCAGGGAUCGAGAUGUGCGACCCAUCACCCAGAAGGAUGUUGAUGUCUUCAAGAAGGAAUCUGCCGAUAUGAACGCGGAGACGGCAAGCCGCAAUUUCAUCAAGCAGUGCUACGAGCGGUGCUUCAACGAGUCUGCUUUAUUUGAGAAGCUCUUCGCCAUCGACCCACAGUACAGCACCGACAGCAAAUCCGCGUACGUCGCGGUCAAAGCUCAACAGAAACAGCUGGUCACCUCAGUCAACAUUGCUCCAAUUGCAGCUACAUUGCAGCCUGUCCUGCAGGGGUCUGAGCUCCAGACUGUAUGCAAUCUUCUCGGCUGGGUCACAAACGAGUACCUUAUUUUCGAGUCAGAUGAUGAAGAGACUCGCUUUGCCAUAAACUGCCACAAGCUCACUGCCAGGCUUCUGUUUGAGCACUUGUGGCCAUUGACAGACGUCUCUUUUGAGGCUGAAGUCACAAAGUCGAUCACAAAGGCUGUCAUUGCGCCGGAAUCGCUCAAGAUUGUUCCGUCGAACAAUGACGCGUCUUCGUCGAAUGCUCAUCCUAUCGCCAAACGCUCCCUGGAGCUACUGGCUAUGUAUGACCAGGCAAUGCCAAAAGAGCGCAGUCAAAAAUCGAGUCCUGUGGUGUACAAGAUUGUCACAGAGACAAUAUCGGCGUUGCAGCGUGCCGAAGCCAAGCUCAAGACCAACAAAGCUGCCAUCCCUGAGCCCGAUCCAGACUUGUUCAUGAUCAAGAAUCUUCUUAUCCUCAAGAACGGGCUGCUCGCGCUCGAGAUAGGCGACGUUCGCUCUCAGCCAGCAGCUAUGCAGCAUUUCGGCGAGAUUUGGGAGACUCUCAGCCCGCAAAAUUGGAUGGGAAUGGUCCGGGGCAUCCUCGGGGGCUCCCUCUCUCUAGGGCUGUGGUCAUCCGGCGCACAGGCGAACGGUGGAACCACAGGCAAAGUGUCACAAGCAAAGAGCGUGUCGGCCGUUGAGCAGGAUGCUAGCGAGAGACUCGACGAGCUCCUCAGGCAGAGCAUAUACUCUUUCACCCAGCGAUGGGGCACCCUGCUAACGUCGGCUGCAAGCAGCAAGACCGGAGGGUCAAAUCUGGCUGCCAUUGAGAAGGACCUUGAUGAAAAGUUGAAGGCGGCGUUUGGUGGUCAGCCAGAGGUUCUUGGGAAGCUGAAGGAAGCUAUCCAUAUCAACGCCCAAGCGCAGAAGGAAGCCAAGGAUCAGAAGAAGUAGGGUCCAAUUACGAAACAAAUACUGCCGUAGUCUCCCACGCUCGAUGAGCACACAAGGAUGUUCAUACUGUGCUUUGUGCAUGACCACCUAAACAAUGUAAUGCUGUCCUUCCUCUGACCUUCACCGGUUCCCCUGAGCGAGUUCAGACAGAGCCAUCAUACCGGUCACCCACCAGAAGAUUGGUUCAAUUUCAACUGCUCAACAGGUCCCAAUCAGCUUAGCGACCAUGCUUGUUCCGGUCGAGAUGGGGAGAUGAGCUUGCGGACCCAGCAGCGACCAUUGCUUUGUUCACCGUGCUUGCCGUCCGGUAAUAACAAGGUCUCAGUCGCAUCCGUGCACCUAAAAAAAAA